AUGAAUAGCACCAGACACCAGUCUCUGUUCUUUGUCAGUCUGCCUGAGCUGCAAAAACUCUGUGCUGCUACAGUAACACUGAGUUCUCAGAUACCAGAAACUGAGGCAAGGAGUACACAGAUAAAGACUUGCAGGCAGUUAUUAUUCCUGUAUCAAGACAUCCUUUCUGCACCUGUUAUGGGGACCCUGGAUCAAAUUUCGGUUGUGAUGGCGAUACCAUUUUACGAAUCAGGAAUAUGUCAAGCCUAUGUAGAGAGACACGGAGCUACUCUGGAAGCACCGCAAACAGUUACUCCAGCCCUUCUCCAAACCUGUCUCUCCUACACCCUUACAGCCAGGCUUGCACCCAGGUGGAACAAGGCUGGUCAUCUCUUGGUGCAAGGGAAAGACUUUUUGUCUCAUUCAGGAAGGCAAAAUGCUGUUGUUAUAGACCUCAAUGUGUCAGAGAGACAGCUUUGCAUCAGUGUGGAGCCUUGCUCAAUUCGGCUGCCACCCCCCGAGCUGGCAGAUUUUGAUAUUUCAGCAAACACCGUAAAGCUGUUUGACAGCAAUGAAAACACAGUUAUUCAGCAACAUUCCAUAUUAAGUAACUGGUGUUAUGUUUUGCCAAGCAUGAAGAUGGGUCAGAUCAUAAACAUCAGCCACAUAAUUCCUCCAGAAUCUCCUUUCCGUUCAUAUCAAGAUUUUCAAAUGCACUGGAAGAGUCUGUAUGGAUAUAUUCUUCCUGAGGAUAUUGAAGAGACAAAAAUAUACCUGAGUGUUUACUUCAAACCAAUAGGGGAAAGGUUCUUCACGUACCCUUUAAGUUGCAUCCGAAGUCAGCCAGUGCAGUAUUUCCCCAGAACAGAUGCAGAAAGUGUAGUGAACACUUUUCUUUCUGACAUGAAGAGCAAUUUUUCACAGCUGUGUGGAUUUCCAGUAAAGAUGACAAGUAAAGCACUUUAUGCUACAAAGGAAAUCUCCAGGGCUUCAGUGCAUGAAAUAAAACCUACGCAUACGAAAUUGGACGGUGAGAUGGUUUGUGUAGUAUCUCUAUCGCAGGCUCCUCCAAGAAAACCUACUUUGCCUGGAAUUCUUUCACCGUGCAGUACGGAAAAGAGCCACUGGAUGGAGCGUUUGAUCAAAGAGCCAGGAACAAGCAAUUUUUCGAGUAGCAGUAAGAGUCCAGGAGGGGUUAGCAUUGAAGCAACAGAGAUAUCGAUGAGCAAUAAGCAAAUACCAAGCGUACCAGAGUUACCAGCUGCAAAAUCUUUAGGAAGACCUGUAAAUUCAGCCCUUGAAUCCACGCUCCCAAAAGUCAGCAAAAUUAUACCAAUUUUCAAAGGAAAGUUGAUGCAAAUGAAUGGAAAGAUCACAAAUCAAACAGAUAGGAAGAGAAAGGAAAAUGCUGAAAGGCAUUCACCAAUAAAAAAUGUGGGUGUUUCGUCUUCUAUGCUGUCUGUGCACAAAUCCAGCAUAACUCAGCUUUUCAAACACAUUCAAAAUAUGCCAGUCAAAACUCCUACUGACAGCAGUGUGCUUCAGGUAAAGAGCAUGAAAACACACACAAAACAUGGUACACCCAUAUUCCGAUGGAAAACCCAGUGUAGUGGACAAAUUACUAACUCUGAUUUUUCUGAAAACUCAGCUUCAGGUGGGAGUCCAAGUGAAGUUAAUCACAAAAAGGCAAAUUCUCCAUUCUUUCUUAAGAAUGUUGGGCCAGUGCUUCAGAAAUCAAACACCAGUCCAUGUCUGAACACACAUGAAUCUUCUACUUCCAAUGCAAGAAGGGGGAAAAAGUUUACAAGUCAAAAUACUACUCAAUUUCUUGAGAAACAACUCCAGUCAAUGGAAGUGCAGAUUUGUAAAUUAGACAGUGAAAUGACAAAUUCCAGUUUGUCACUGCAACAAACAAAGAGAUCAAAUAGAGGAGCUGGGUUAAAUAUUCAUGAAUCUGUCUUCAAAGAUACAGUGUGCAUGGCCAAAAGUGAAGACAACAAAGCAGCAUGCCACUCUAAGGACUGUACUGCAGAGACAACCAGUCAUCAUUCCAAACCUAACUUUGAACAGAUGAUUACAGGGAACAAGUAUCUGACAUGUGAAACACUGACCUCAAAACCGACUUUGCCAGUCAAGGAGAGCAACAUGGAAGCAUCUGUAAAGACAACUUGUGCCAGAAGAAGACAGCAGAAAGAAGAAGGUUAUUCAAAGUUAAAGAGAGCCAAAAGAAGUAAAACUUCUACUUAA
This is a messenger RNA of Onychostruthus taczanowskii (white-rumped snowfinch), 2226 nucleotides long. RefSeq names its product chromosome unknown C18orf63 homolog (gene CUNH18orf63). Bases 1 to 2226 code for a protein of 741 amino acids. Lineage: Eukaryota; Metazoa; Chordata; Aves; Passeriformes; Passeridae. The transcript has 13 exons. The record is from RefSeq and is a predicted model, not a curated record.